Molecule: messenger RNA, 834 nt
Organism: Ylistrum balloti
Lineage: Eukaryota; Metazoa; Mollusca; Bivalvia; Pectinida; Pectinidae
Product: GTPase IMAP family member 9-like
Exons: 1
Coding region: 1-834 (277 amino acids)
Molecular function (GO): GTP binding
Source: RefSeq, a predicted model, not a curated record
AUGGAUAAUUACUUGGAAACCCAAUUGGAAGAGCGCAGAAUUGUCCUUGUUGGAAAAACAGGUGUCGGGAAAAGUGCGACCGCAAACACAAUUCUAGGAUGUAAACGAUUUAAAGCCAGUCCGUUAACAGUGUCGGAAACUAAGCAGUGUCAACACGCGAUUGAAGAAAGAUUUGGCAGAAACAUUAUGGUAGUUGAUACACCCGGCUUAUUUGAUACCAAGGACGAGGUCGAUGUCACUUGCCGUGAGGUUGUGCGAUGUCUAGGUAUUGCCUCUCCCGGUCCACACGCAAUUAUUAUCCUGGUGGUGUCAAUAGGCAGAUUUACACAAGAAGACCGCGAAACUGUCGAAAUGCUUGCCGGUAUAUUUGGAGAACAUCAGAUGUGUGAACAUUUGAUAGUGGUUUUCACUAAGAAAGAUCAACUCAUGUCUCACAACUUGACGAUUGCCCAAUACGUAUCUUCAAAACAACCGUAUCUGGAUAGCGUUAUCGCCAGAUGUGAUCGUCGCUUCCUUGGAUUCAACAAUGAAGGCACGCUGAUUAGCAGAGACCAAGAUGUGCGCAAGCUCUUCAAGAUGAUCGACCAAAUUGCUAAUGAAAGGGGUAACAUCUCCAAUGAUAUAUUCCGCGAGAUUGAAGAACACUGCACACCUACACCUGGAGAUAAUAUGGAAGAAUUGAUUACUUAUAUCGACAAGUUACAAGUUGAUGGCCAUCCAGCGAAUACCCAAAUACUUUCUUCCGAUGAAGAAGACACAAAUGACCUAACGCUGGACAAGACAACGCAAAGCAUGCACACAAACCAGACCGAAAACAAGAGAAAAGAGUUUUAG